This is a messenger RNA of Thalassophryne amazonica, 1363 nucleotides long. Its product is annotated as gastrula zinc finger protein XlCGF8.2DB-like. The record is from RefSeq and is a predicted model, not a curated record. The transcript has a single exon. Gene Ontology annotation, molecular function: DNA-binding transcription factor activity; RNA polymerase II cis-regulatory region sequence-specific DNA binding. Bases 1 to 1038 code for a protein of 345 amino acids. Gene Ontology annotation, biological process: regulation of transcription by RNA polymerase II. NCBI's taxonomy places the organism in Eukaryota, Metazoa, Chordata, Actinopteri, Batrachoidiformes, Batrachoididae.
AUGAUAAUUCAUACAGGACAAAAACCAUUUGUCUGUUCUCAAUGUGGUAAAAGAUUUGGACAAAACAGCCACCUGAACGAACACAUGAGAAUUCAUACAGGACAAAAACCAUUUGUCUGUUCCGAGUGUGGUAAAAGAUUUGGACUGAAGCGCAACCUAACCACACACAUGAUAAUUCAUACAGGGCAAAAGCCAUUUGUCUGUUCUGAAUGUGGUCAUAGAUUUGGAGUAGGGAGCUCCCUGAACACACACAUGAUAAUUCAUACAGGGCAAAAACCAUUUGUCUGUUCCGAGUGUGGUCAAAGAUUUGGACUGAAGAGCUCACUGAACACACACAUGUUAAUUCAUACAGGGCAAAAACCAUUUGUCUGUUCCAAGUGUGGUCAAAGAUUUGGACUGAAGAGCUCCCUGAACACACACAUGAUAAUUCAUACAGGGCAAAAAACAUUUGUCUGUUCUGAGUGUGGUAAAAGAUUUAGACAAAAGAGCUAUCUGAACGAACACAUGAUACUUCACACCGGACAAAAAGCAUUUGUCUGUUCUGAGUGUGGUAAAAGAUUUGGACGAAAGAGCAACCUGAACAGACACAUGAUAAUUCAUACAGGGCAAAAGCCAUUUGUCUGUUCUGAAUGUGGUAAAAGAUUUGGACGAAAGAGCAAGCUGAACACACACAUGAUAAUUCAUACAGGGCAAAAGCCAUUUGUCUGUUCUGAAUGUGGUAAAAGAUUUGGACAAAAGAGCUAUCUGAACGAACACAUGAUACUUCACACCGGACAAAAAGCAUUUGUCUGUUCUGAGUGUGGUAAAAGAUUUGGACGAAAGAGCAACCUGAACACACACAUGAUAACUCAUACAGGGCAAAAAGCAUUUGUUUGUUCUGAGUGUGGUAAAAGAUUUGGACUUAAGGGCAAUUUGAAAAGACACAUGAUAAUUCAUACAGAACAAAAAACACUUCUCGGAUGUGGAAAUACAAGUGAUGCAACAAAUUGGGCAUAUGAUCAGGGACGGCACCUGAGCUCUGGCACCACCUCGAAAUGACUGUCCUCAGAAAACACAAAUCCGACAAAAAACACCAGACCAAGCCAGCGUCUCACACCAGAGAAGAAGUAGGAGUCAAACCCAAACCCAACACAAUAGGAGUCAAACACCACAGCAACAAAAAAGGUAUCAGACACUGCACCUCCAAAAAACAAGCCAUACACUCCCCCCCCCCCCCCCCCAAAAAAAAAAAACAAAAAACGAGCCAUUCACCAGCUCAUCCACAAAACAACAUACAGGUGCACACUAGAGGGUGACAUGGGAGUAGAUUUUCACUCCUGUCCUGUCCCACUCCCACAGAAAAAUUCCUGUCCCAUCCCAUUCC